Molecule: messenger RNA, 1044 nt
Organism: Aureobasidium namibiae CBS 147.97
Lineage: Eukaryota; Fungi; Ascomycota; Dothideomycetes; Dothideales; Saccotheciaceae
Product: putative MIPC synthase subunit
Exons: 2
Coding region: 1-1044 (347 amino acids)
Biological process (GO): mannosyl-inositol phosphorylceramide biosynthetic process
Molecular function (GO): mannosyltransferase activity
Source: RefSeq, a predicted model, not a curated record
AUGCGCAGACCUGUGCUUCUGUUCCUCAUCCUGAACCUGGCCAUUGUUGGCUUCCUCAUACACUCGGUCUGGACGCUAUUAUCGCUCCUCGUCGUCGACGGCUCCGAAGAUGCAAUCUCUCGUGCCGAGCUGCCUGCUCCCGGCUCUGAUUUGAUCGACGGCCGCACCCAAUUGAUCCCCAAAAUCAUCCACCAAACAUACAUCAACGAGAGCAUCCCUGAGGUCUGGCAGGAACCACAAAAGAGCUGUAUCGAAUUGCACAAGGAUUGGGAAUACAAACUAUGGACCGAUGCUCUUUCACGCGAGUUCAUCGCUGCCGAGUACCCCUGGUUCCUCGAGACCUUUGACAACUACGAAUACCCCAUUCAACGCGCCGACUCCAUCCGUUACUUUGUCCUCGCCCACUACGGUGGUAUUUAUCUCGACCUGGAUGAUGGUUGCAACCGUCGUCUGGAUCCUUUGCUCUCCUACCCUGCCUGGGUGCGCCGCACUCUGCCUACCGGUAUCUCCAACGACGCGAUGGGCUCUGUUCCUCGUCACCCAUUCUUCUUGCGUGUCAUUGACGACCUGCCCCGCUACAACCGCAAGUGGGUUCUUCCCUACAUCACUGUCAUGGCCUCUACCGGUCCGCUCUUCCUGAGCAUCAUCUGGCGUCACUGGACCUCCGAAGGUCUCAACGUUGGCGACGGUCCUGAUGGUGGCAGAGUUCGUAUUUUGUUCCCUGACGAGUACAACUACCACCCCUGGAGUUUCUUCACUCACCACCUUGGCAACUCGUGGCAUAGCAGCGACGUCAAGCUCAUCUUCUGGAUGCUGAAGCACUGGGUCAUGCUCACCGUUAUCGGCUUCCUGACCGCCGGUGUCGUCUUCGCCAUUUCCUACUACCUCUACAACCGCUUCUUCGUCUCUCACAGACCCUGGGCUAUGGCAGUACGCAACCGCUUCCCCAUGGGCUUGUUCAGACGCCUCAGCAGCGGAAACGUGACAUCGAAGCGACGACAAUCUUACGAGCUCGUCCGACGCGACGAGGAAGACGCCAUGUAG